Molecule: messenger RNA, 819 nt
Organism: Stomoxys calcitrans (stable fly)
Lineage: Eukaryota; Metazoa; Arthropoda; Insecta; Diptera; Muscidae
Gene: Bin1
Product: histone deacetylase complex subunit SAP18
Exons: 2
Coding region: 161-610 (149 amino acids)
Biological process (GO): negative regulation of DNA-templated transcription
Cellular component (GO): nucleus
Molecular function (GO): transcription factor binding; transcription corepressor activity
Source: RefSeq, a predicted model, not a curated record
CAUCGAUACAUUUUGCGAGCUCUAUUAAUGCAGAUCAAAAAAGCCGGAUAAUAUAAUUUUCGCGUUUCUCGAAUUGCAAAACACAGCUAAAAGAUAAGUUCUGGUCCUGGUCUGGAUCUGUUAACGGUUAAAAUUCUGAUAUUGAAGUGAACCCGAAAUAAUGGCCAACGUGGAAUCGAUGAUUGUUGAGGAUAAACCGCAAAUCAAACAAAUCGACCGAGAAAAGACAUGCCCUCUUUUGCUUCGAGUAUUUUGUUCUACUGGACGUCACCAUUCGGUGUCAGAAUAUAUGUACGGCAAUGUUCCCACUAAUGAGCUGCAAAUUUACACAUGGAUGGAUGCGUCCCUUCAUGAACUGACUUCCUUAGUGCGCGAUGUUAAUCCCGAUACCCGUAAGAAGGGCACGUACUUCGACUUUGCUGUAGUUUAUCCUAAUUUUCGGAAUAACCAUUUCCAAAUGCGCGAAAUCGGAGUAACAUGUACCGGACAAAAAGGUGCUGACGACAAUAAGACACUAGCCCAGGCAAAGUUUUGUAUCGGCGACUUUCUAGAUAUUUCCAUUACGCCGCCUAAUCGACUUCCGCCUAUCAGACGUCAAAGGCCAUACUAAUUUCCAAGCAUAAUUUCCUUUCGUCGUACAAACCUUCAUUGUGGGCUAUCACCAUCUUUUAGAAAUAAUUAGCCUUUAAGCAAUUCUUUUAAUGUACGUUCAUCAUCUCAUUGAAUUCAUUGUUGAGGUCACUUUCAACAAACGAAUACACGACAUGAAUGGUAAGACUUUGUAUGUUUUAAAUAAACUCUAACAUUUACAAAAUAUAA